AUGUACAGAACUCGGGAAUGGAUCCCUCGCAAAGCAAAAGGCAUUCGAGGGAAGCCACCGUCCAAAGCUGACGUGUUUGUUGCAUGGUUGAAUCAGCUAAAUCCUUAUCUGGUUACGAUUACUAGAUCUGGACCUCGCAAGCGUCGCCGCCGCAGUUCAAUACAAACAUCAUGGAUGACGCUAGCGAGAGAAGAAACGGAUGAAAAUCCUGAAAAUCCUAUCUGCUUACUUAGAUAG
Molecule: messenger RNA, 237 nt
Organism: Strongylus vulgaris
Lineage: Eukaryota; Metazoa; Nematoda; Chromadorea; Rhabditida; Strongylidae
Source: the annotation of a GenBank genome assembly